Sorex fumeus (smoky shrew) is the source of this 2131-nucleotide messenger RNA. RefSeq names its product caspase activity and apoptosis inhibitor 1 (gene CAAP1). The transcript has 6 exons. Lineage: Eukaryota; Metazoa; Chordata; Mammalia; Eulipotyphla; Soricidae. The record is from RefSeq and is a predicted model, not a curated record. Bases 77 to 1165 code for a protein of 362 amino acids.
GCGCCGCAGCGGGCUCUCGGUCGCACCCGGCUCGGCCGGCGUCCUCGACUCUCCGGAUGGUUGGAGCAGAGCGACCAUGACGGGAAAGAAAUCUUCUCGGGAGAAGCGGCGCAAAAGAAGCAGCCAAGAGGCGUCCGCCGCGCUCGCGCCCCCGGACCUGGUCCCGACGCUCGCCAGCAGCGGCAGCGGAAGCACGAGCGGCUGCGGGAGCACGAGCGGCUGCGGGAGCGUGGGCUGCUGCGGGAACGCGAGCCUCCCGGGCAGCGUCCCCGGCGCCGGCAGCGGAGGCAGUGGCUGGGGCGGGAGCAGCGGCGCGGAGCGCAGCGAGCGCCGGAAGCGGCGGAGCACUGACUCAUCUUCCAGUGUCUCGGGCUCCCUCCAGCAGGAAACCAAGUAUCUUUUACCAACUUUGGAAAAAGAGUUAUUCUUGGCAGAGCACAGUGACCUUGAAGAAGGUGGACUGGACCUGACUGUGUCAUUAAAGCCAGUUAGUUUCUAUAUUUCUGACAAAAAAGAAAUGCUUCAGCAGUGUUUCUGUAUCAUAGGAGAGAAGAAGCUACAGAAGAUGCUUCCUGAUGUAUUAAAGAACUGUUCAGUAGAAGAAAUUAAGAAAUUAUGCCAGGAACAGUUAGAGCUCCUGUCUGAAAAAAAAAUCUUGAAGAUUCUUGAGGGUGACAAUGGUAUGGACUCUGAUAUGGAAGAGGAGGCCGAUGAUGGCUCUAAGAUGGGAUCUGAUUUAGUCAGUCAACAAGACAGCUGUAUAGAUUCUGCUUCAGCUCUGAGAGAGAAUAAGCAACCUGAAGGAUUGGAAUUAAAACAAGGCAAAGAAGAUAGUGAUGUACUCAGUAUAAAUGCCGAUGCUUACGACAGCGACAUUGAAGGCCCUUGUAACGAGGAAGCAGCUGCUCCGGAGGUCCCAGAGAGUGCAGUGCAGAGCGAAGCUGGCCCAAUAGAUGACUUGGAGAAGGACAUUGAGAAAAGUGUGAAUGAGAUUCUGGGAUUGGCAGAAUCCAACACAAAGGAGCCCAAAGCAGCCACCCUUCCCGUCCCUCCGCCCGAAGACGUUCAGCCUUCUGCACAGCAGCUGGAGCUGCUCGAACUUGAGAUGAGGGCAAGAGCUAUUAAAGCCCUCAUGAAAGCUGGUGACAUAAAAAAAACCGCCUAGUUUAUUUAACUUGAAUUCGAAUCUUAGGUGUAUUGAACAAAGCCAUGCCAUAUAAUUUUGUAUCUGAAGUUUAUUUUGGGUCUUAUAUAAUAUUUCUCUUACAACACCUAUUAGAAAAACUCAGCCCUGAAAAACACCUUUUUGUUGUUGUUGUUGUUAUUUCACGUUCUAUCUGUCUUACUGUUUUAUGAAUUCACGGCAAAUAUCAUUGGAUAACCUGUCUCCUUUGUUGGAUGAGUAUUUAUAAACCUGCAAGUUGAUAUCGGAAAAGCCAUCAGCAAAGAGUCAUAUUUUUUCCUUAUUUUUAAAUGUCUCGGCCCCCAAACUGAAAGGUUAAGAAAAAUUGACCAAGCAUGUUGCUCUUAAGGCUGUCUAUAGUUUGCAAGGGACUAUUAAAGUAUUGCCUCUAGGUAUGUCAACAAUUAAAAAAAUUAGUUAUGCUGUACUCUUGAAAUAUGUACUGUCUUGAAGUUCCUGUCUUUUGGGUAUGGAUUUAUGUUCUUUAAAAUAUGGGUAAUGGUUUCUGUUAUAACACUUAGCUAAAAUCCCUGAUAAAAACUUUUUUUUAAUAAAAGAAAAGGAUUUAAUUUAAGGCAGUUUUUAACAAUGUAGAAUUACACAGCUUUAAUUCCAGCAGACAAACCAAUCUAACACGUAUUUGAUAUUACUGGAUACUGUUCAGGUUUUUCCUUCAAUAAAAAGGGAACACAUUUUCAUUUACAUUCCAAGCUAUCAGGAAAAUGAGAAUAUUUUAUCAUACAGGCUUUCAUCUGGUGUUUUUGCUUGAAGAUUUGAUGUGCUAUAAUUCCAUGAAUUAAAAAUAAUAAAGACUGUCAUCCUGAAUCUGAAGACUUUUGAUACAUUUCCAAAAGCAAAAUUAAUUUCAGGAAGCUUUGAUAAAUUGGUGUUAGAAUUAAUCUAAUUUUGUAUCGUUUUUGUAAAUAAAUUGACAUCCUGCCACAGUCA